This is a messenger RNA of Danaus chrysippus (African queen), 2343 nucleotides long. The record is from the annotation of a GenBank genome assembly. NCBI's taxonomy places the organism in Eukaryota, Metazoa, Arthropoda, Insecta, Lepidoptera, Nymphalidae.
AUGAAGUUGUUAUUAUAUUUAAGUCUUGUAACGAGUACAUUAUGUCUGAAUCUAGACUAUUUAGAUCCGAUUAAGUUGCAAACACAAUCUUCGCCGGACGUACAGAGGCAAGCAGCGCAAGAUAUUAUAAAUAGUUUACUCCACACCCAGUACAACUUCGUUGCGGUCGAUGUAAAUCCAAUUCUAUUCAAAGAUCAUAAGGAUGUAUUCUCAUUGAGAACCGACAAUGGGAAACUUAAUAUACGUGCGAGCAGUGGAGUUGCGGCAGUGUGGGGUUUCAACUAUUACUUGAAGAAGUACUGCAAGAGCCAAGUGGCCUGGCAAGUGUCCCGAGUAGUUAUUCCCUCGCCAUUACCAGAAGUCGAUGAGACCGUGAUAGCCAAUGACAGAUUUAGAUAUUACCAAAACGUUUGCACGGCGUCGUACAGUUUUGUGUGGUGGAAUACGGAUGAUUGGAAGAACCAUGUCACUUGGAUGGCAUUAAAUGGCAUUAAUAUGGCAUUAGCUCCGGUAGCACAAGAGGCCGCAUGGACGAGGAUUUAUAGAAAUCUCGGAAUGUCUGACGACGAUAUUAAGGAACACUUCACGGGACCUGGUUUCCUCGCUUGGCUUCGAAUGGGAAAUGUCCACGGUUGGGGAGGGCCGCUACCUCAAUCUUGGCACGACAGGCAGAAACAAAUACAAGAAGUCGUCACAGAUUUGAUGUUCAAGUUAGGCAUGAUACCUGUGUUUCCAGCUUUCAAUGGACACGUACCCAAGGCAUUUGAAAAAAUAUUCCCAAACACAACCUUCCACCCGGUGGAGACGUGGAACAAAUUUGACGAAGACUACUGCUGUAAUCUAUUCAUAGACCCCAAGGAACCGCAAUUUAAGAUGAUAUCUAACAUGUUCUUGAGAGAAAUAACCGCUGGAUUGGGCACCAGUCACAUAUAUACGGCGGAUCCAUUCAACGAGAUCAAAAUACAACCCUGGUCUACAUCAUUAGUAGUGGAAACAGCUAAAGCCAUAUUUUCAAGCAUCUCCGAAUACGACAAAGAUGCCGUGUGGCUUGUACAGAAUUGGAUGUUCGUUCACAAUCCUUUACUAUGGCCGUUGAAGAGAGUCAACAGUUUCUUAACAUCUGUACCGAACGGUAGAAUGCUUGUGUUAGACCUUCAAUCGGAACAAUGGCCACAGUAUGACUUAUAUCAGAUGUAUUACGGUCAACCGUUUAUUUGGAGUAUGCUACAUAAUUUCGGGGGUACUUUGGGUAUGUUCGGUAAUACUAAAACUAUAAACAAAGACGUGUAUGAAGCAAGGAAAAGGGAGAACAGUACUAUGGUAGGGAUAGGACUGACCCCGGAAGGCAUAAACCAGAAUUAUGUUAUCUACGAUUUAAUGUUAGAAUCAGCUUGGCGCAAGGGACCCGUUGAGGAUCUAGAAGAAUGGGUAUCAGACUACGCUGAAAGGAGGUACGGCUGCAAUGAAACUUCAUUAGCAUGGAAAUAUCUGCUAAGGAGCGUCUAUAAUUUUACAGGUCUAAACAGAAUAAGAGGUAAAUAUGUAAUGACUAGACGUCCAAGUUUCAACAUUAGACCGUGGGCGUGGUACAAGGGUCAUGAUUUGUUCGAAGCGUUAAAGAACUUCGUCUAUGUACAAAACCCAGCCUGCUCUACACGAGGUUUCUUACACGACUUGGUAGAUGUCACGCGUCAAGCGUUGCAAUAUAAAAUUGAACAGAUAUAUAUGAACUUACAAAUCGACAGAUAUUCCAAUUACAUGGUGUUUAACUACACCAUAACAAGCUUCAUAGAUGCUAUGACCGAUAUGAGAAAUAUAUUAGCAACGAACACAGAUUUCCAAAUAGCGUCUUGGUUAUCCAGUGCGAAUGCAAUCUCAAAUGUACCUUUGGAAUCAUCACUUUAUGAUUUCAACGCGCGCAAUCAAAUAACCCUAUGGGGCCCUAAUGGGGAAAUCAGUGAUUAUGCUUGUAAACAAUGGGCCGAACUUUUUGAAUACUACUACAUACCAAGAUGGUCUACAUUUUUAUCCAUGGCAUUAGAUGCUAUGACAAGAAACGAAGUAUUUGAUGAAAAAGGCGCUCAGAGAGUAGUAAGAUCUUCAGUGGAAGAGAAAUUCGCAAGCAUCAAUAUAGUAAACAUGCCAUCAGGUAAUCCACAACAGCUCGCCUUAAAUCUGUACCAAAAAUGGUUCAGUGCAUCAACACACGAAGAUUUACCUAUGAGAAUAAUUAAAAAGGAUCCAAAGAAAAAGACAACAUUACCCGAUACAGACACAGACGGUGAAGAUUACAGUGAAAAUACACCAACAGUUAUUUUCUGGCAAUCUACGACUCCUAAUUAG